Messenger RNA from Striga hermonthica, 660 nucleotides. NCBI's taxonomy places the organism in Eukaryota, Viridiplantae, Streptophyta, Magnoliopsida, Lamiales, Orobanchaceae. The record is from the annotation of a GenBank genome assembly.
AUGGAGACGCCCACGGCCAAACUCCACUGUUUAAUUCUCCCAUUUGCACUGCAAGGCCACAUAAACCCCAUGCUCCAAUUCGCCAAACGCCUCAAGCACAAAGGAAUAACCCGAAUCACGAUCGCCCUCACCAAAUUCUUCCUUAAAACCGCCCAGCACUUCCCCGCCGCCGAUUUCCCCGUGGAGACCAUCUCCGACGGCUUCGACGACGGCGGCCUCGGGAAGGCAGAUCCAGACGACUACAAAAAACGGUGCUGGGAUUCCGGGUCGGAGUCCCUGGCCCGGCUGCUCGAGAGGCUCCAGGGAACCGGAUCCGGCGUGGAUUGCUUGAUCUACGACCCGUUUUACCCAUGGGCGCUGGAUGUAGCCAAGAGAUUCGGGUUAAAGGUCGCCAUGUUUUUCACACAGUCGAAUUCGGUGAAUAAUAUAUACUUCCACGCGUACAAGGGCGAACUGAAGCUCCCGCUUUCAGAGCCCGAGAUUCGGAUCCCCGGCGGGCUGCCCAUCUUGAAACCCGGUGACACGCCUUCGUUUAUUGGAGGAUAUGAAUCGGAUCCGAAGAGAUCCAGGAUGAUGAUCCAGCAAUUCAGGAAUGUGGAGGAGGUGGAUUGGGUUUUCGUCAACACCUUUUACGAGUUGGAAAAAGAGGUACGCCAUUGA